CGCUGGUCGGCCUCCUCUCCUCACCCCCUCCCCUCGCAGACUCUGCCUAAUCUGAGCGGGUAGAACAGGGUGAAAGGAUGGGGGAGGGCACCGGGCAUCCGCCAGCACCUCUCCCUCUUUUUUGGCAGCACCCACCAGAGCCACAGAUCCAAUGCAUGCUGGAUGUGGGAAAAAAAGGAGGACUUCUUUCCUGAGUGAGUUGAAGUAGCGCUCAUGCUGAGGUUUUCACUCGCAGGGAUUCUAGCCCAACUAGAUUCAUUGCUAAUCCAGCAUAAGAAGAGCGUAGGCACAAAUUGCUGCCGGACUGAGCGGCAUGCGCUUGUUUUUUUGUUUUGUUUUGCCAUCAAGAGACUCAGGCCUGGUACUACCGCAGGCCUCUUUCAGGAUGUGACAGCGCCACCUUUGGAGGCAUUCUGAGACACAUUGUUUGAGGCUGGAAAUUCAUGGCCAAAUGUAGAGUUGCAGUGGCCGACCAGAAGCAGCUCACAGGCACAAUGUCGGCCAACCAGGGCAUGAACCGCCGUGGCGUCUACAACUACUUCCUCAACAUGGUGGCCUAUCAGAUCUGCUGCUGCUGUGGACCGGCUCCUUGCUCGCUCUGCUGUGCCUUCUGUCCUCCCGUCAAGUCGUCCACCAGCACGCGAAUCAUGUACACCCUCUUCCACAUCAUGAGCUGCGCCGUCUCCUGCCUCAUGUUGUCACGCACCGUCUCCGAGCUGGUCAGGGAAAAUGUGCCUUUCUUCAACGUGAUGUGUGACCAAGCACACGGCGGAGGUCACUGUGAGAUGCUCGUGGGCUACUCGGCAGUCUACAGAGUCUGCUUUGGCACUUCCUGUUUCUACCUGAUGAUGGCCAUCUUCCUCAUUGAUGUGAAGUCCAGUCAGGACUUCAGGGCGCUCAUACACAACGGUUUCUGGUUCCUGAAAUUGAUCACACUGCUGGGGAUGUGUGCUGCUGCCUUCUUCAUCCCAACUGAAUCCUUCCUGCACGCUUGGCAUUAUGUUGGCGUGGUGGGAGGAUUUGCCUUCAUCCUCAUCCAACUUAUCCUUAUCACGGCUUUUGCACACACCUGGAACAAAAACUGGCUUACCGGAGCAGCAGAAAAUAAACGUUGGUACUUGGCAGUGACGUGCGCCACCCUUUUCUUCUACACCAUCGCCACCAUGGCCUUCACCUUCAUGUAUAAGUACUACACGCACCCCAUUGCCUGCCAGUUCAACAAGGCCCUGCUGUGGAUCAACCUGGGACUCUGCAGCCUCAUGUCCUUCAUUGCUGUCACGCCGUGUGUGAAGCAAAAGCAGCCUCGAUCAGGGCUCCUCCAGGCCUCCAUUAUCAGCUGUUAUGUUAUGUACCUGACUUUUUCUGCACUGUCCAGUCGCCCUCCUGAGAAAGUUGUGUAUCAGGGCAUGAACAUGACUGUCUGCUACCCCAGCGUGGGACAAGAUGGCAUUCAGAAUGAGGGCAAUGCCGUGGCCAUCAUUGGAGCUGCAAUCAUGUACUGCUGUGUUCUCUUUGCAUGCAAUGAAGCCUCCUACCUUGCUGAGGUAUUUGGUCCCUUUUGGAUGAUCAAGGUUUACCGCUAUGAGUUCCAGAAAGCCACCUGCUGUUUCUGCUGCCCUGAGGAGGAAGAAGUUGAGGAAGAGUUUGUGGUUGACGACGACAACAACAAAGGGUGUCAGAAGGUCAUUCACAACGAGACCCAGAGGGUCGCUUACAGCUACUUCUUCUUCCAUUUUGUCUUCUUCCUGGCCUCACUCUACGUCAUGAUGACCCUCACCAACUGGUUCAGCUACGAGUCAGCGGUGCUGGAGACCACCUUCACCCACGGCAGCUGGUCUACUUUCUGGGUGAAGAUGUCGUCGUGCUGGGCUUGUGUGAUCCUCUACCUUUGGCUGCUGCUGGGCCCCUUGUGCAGCUGUCAAAACCAGUCCAGACCUCGACGCUCACGCAUUAAACGCCGCUCACCGUCCUCCCGUCACGUCAAUGUCAGCGUCUGACCAGAGAAGGGAGGAAGUUCACAAGUCUUUCUUUACCCUACAGGGGACAUUUUUUCCAUGGAUGGAAGAAGCCACGUGGGUGAUGGUGAAAGACUCACAUCGCAGUGAGAUGCUCUGAUGUUUUCUUGAAGACUGUAUGACUUGCCAAAGUGAUGAGAUGAACUGUACGGUGAUAGAAAUACAGCAAAUCAGUGGACACUUUUUUUUACUUUCUUAUAAUAACUAAAAAAAAACAUCUAGCUGUUAGAAGUGAACUUAAAAAAUAUACUUUUUGGAUGUGUCAAGAAGUCAUGUCCUGCUUGUUGUUAGUGAUAACAUGUUAUUAACCAUAAUUGUGAUGUUUACUUAGACCAAGGGUGUCCAAAGUGCAUUUCUGGCCUGUAGCUACUAUUUGAUUGGCACUCAAUAAAUGAAAGAUAAUAAAUAACAUUAAUUUUUAAUUAGAUACAUUGUUAGAUUUUACAAUAAUGUUAUUUUUACAUAAAACAUGGAUAGUUGAGCAUAUACAGGUAAAAGCCAGUAAAUUAGAA
This is a messenger RNA of Nerophis lumbriciformis (worm pipefish), 2527 nucleotides long. RefSeq names its product serine incorporator 4 (gene serinc4). Gene Ontology annotation, cellular component: membrane. NCBI's taxonomy places the organism in Eukaryota, Metazoa, Chordata, Actinopteri, Syngnathiformes, Syngnathidae. The record is from RefSeq and is a predicted model, not a curated record.